AUGGCGACUCAGCAUUAUCAAGCGCCCCCCCUCCCUAUCAAUGUUCCCUCCAAGGCCCCCGCGCCUGUCAAUCUGUAUCCUAUCAGCCGUGUUUCAGGAUCCCCACCAGAUGUAUCUGACACCAGCACGACGGCGGGCAGUCGCACAUCCGCCGGCUUCAGCUACGGCUCUGGGAGCAUCAGCGGCGACUACGAGUCGAGUUCAGCAUCGUACUCUGGUGUCGAUGUUGUCGAUGUCUUGAGUGACCGCAUGCAGAGCGUGUUUGACCCCACGCCAUUGGAUAAAGGGCUGGCAAGACAGGCACAGGCUUCCGGACAGCUGAAUGCCAAACAACGUGAACUUCUUGAAUUGCAAGCUCUCGCCCAGCGACGACUGCAAGGUGUACGUGCCAACUUCUCUGACGGCAUCAAAGUAGCCCGGGAGACUAAAAGGGAUCUGGAAUGGACACAAAAGCGAGUGAGUGCAUUGAAGGCAAAAGCUGAGGCUGUGCAUCCCGACGAAUACCGAAGGGCGACGAACAAGUAUACUUAUGACGACGAUUACUGA
Messenger RNA from Aspergillus pseudotamarii, 546 nucleotides. Its product is annotated as KxDL motif-containing protein. Lineage: Eukaryota; Fungi; Ascomycota; Eurotiomycetes; Eurotiales; Aspergillaceae. Gene Ontology annotation, biological process: regulation of protein localization; endosome organization. The coding region runs from base 1 to 546 and encodes 181 amino acids. The record is from RefSeq and is a predicted model, not a curated record. Gene Ontology annotation, cellular component: endosome; BLOC-1 complex. The transcript has 3 exons.